UGGCCGCAAACUUUUACACAAGUUUUGAGCCUGCGACUGUGUCUGGCGUCGGGCCUCGGACGGGCCGUUUAUGCAACUCGGUGGAGGGGCCGCUUGAAACGCCUCAGGCCAGCACCCCCGUCCCCUCAGGAGGGCCAUGGAGUUCCCGCCUUUGGGCCUCGCGGCUCUCUAGAGUGCUGCCUCAGCGCCCCUGCUUCUCUCUGAGGGGAAGGGUCGUCGUCGGCCCGUAUGGAAUACCUCACCACCUUCACGGGAAAGAGCGGGCGCCUCCUGAGGGGCACUGCCAACCGCCUAUGGGGCGCCGUGCCCGGCACUGGCAGCCCUCGACAGGUCCAUUUCCAGGACUCGCUACAUGAGGGAGAGCCCAAAGCGACGCCCCUGCUAGAUACUGGCCAGAAGAAGACCCUAGACAAGAAAGAUGGGAGGCGAAUGUCUUUUCAAAAGCCUAAAGGGACUAUUGAAUACACAGUUGAAUUGAGAGAUUCUCUGAAUAGCAUUGCCCUGAAAUUCGAUACAACGCCUAAUGAAUUGGUCCAGUUAAACAAGUUAUUCUCCAGAGCAGUUGUUCCAGGACAGAUUUUAUAUGUUCCUGAUCCAGACUAUAUUUCCAGUGUGGAAAGUUCUCCUUCUCUUAGUCCUAUAAGUCCCUUAUCGCCUACAUCUUCUGAAGCAGAAGUUGAGAAAACAACUGUAAAUGAUCAAGAUGGGCCUGACUGGAAGGAGACAACAGCCACGCCGGCUUACACGUGCAUUCGGCCUGCAAGAGUGGUGUCGUCCACAUCAGAGGAAGAGGAAGCUUUCACAGAGAAAUUUCUCAAAAUUAACUGCAAAUACAUAACCAACGGCAAGGGAACAGUCAAUGGAGUGCUGCUAGUGACGCCAAACAAUAUAAUGUUUGACCCACAUAAAGCGGAUCCAUUGGUUCAAGAAAAUGGCUGUGAGGACUAUGGAAUCAUGUGUCCAAUGGAGGAAGUGAUGUCUGCUGCUAUGUAUAAAGAAAUCAUAGAUGGAAAAAUAAAGGAUUUGGUACCCAUGGACUCGGAUCAGUCAUUUAUAAAAGAUUUCUGUCAUUUCAAAAAAAUAACAAGAAGCAAUACUGAUGAAAUGGACUCAAGGAUGCGAGAUACAGGGAAUGAUAGUGCCAGCACAGCUCCAAGGAGCACAGAGGAGUCUCUUUCGGAGGAUGUGUUCACCGAAUCAGAACUCUCUCCAAUAAGGGAAGAACUUGUUUCUUCUGAUGAGCUUCGACAAGACAAAUCUUCUGGAGCCUCAUCAGAAUCUGUCCAGACAGUAAACCAGUCUGGUGCUGAACACGUAACAAUUAUUUCAGACUCGACUAACGUCCUUGGUGAUAUAAAUGGCAGUGUAGAACUGUCUGUGAAUGAUGACAGCAAGUCUGUUAGUGAUACUCUGAGUUCAGAAGCAGCCAAAAGAGCACUAGAAGAAGUACCAGGCUGUGUAGGAGGAAGGGCUGCUGACACUCAAACACAACAGGGCGCAGAUCAGGAAUCUGUGAUAGAAAAUGUGCCAGGAGGUGAGGACCGUUUGCUCUAUGAAGAAAAAGACUCUAAAACAGAGGUUAUAAAUAAGGGAAAACUUGUAAAAGAGUCCACUCGAGAUUCUGAGACGGAUGUUGAGGAACUGCGGAAACUUUGGAAGAGCCAUACUAUGCAACAAACCAAACAACAAAGGGAUAACAUGCACCAAGACGCACAAAAAGAAAUGAAACACAAAGUAGCCACAGCAGAUGGAACAAUAGAAGGUUCUCUUAUGAAAGAGAAGAGAAGACAUCGAUUGCAUAAGUUCCUGUGCCUCAGAGUUGGCAAACCAAUGCGAAAAACAUUUGUGUCACAGGCCAGUGCAUCAAUGCAGCAAUACGCACAGAGAGAUAAGAAACAUGAGUACUGGUUUGCUGUGCCCCAGGAGAGGACUGAGCAUCUGUAUGCCUUUUUUGUUCAGUGGAGCCCAGAAAUAUAUGCAGAAGAUCCGGGAGAGACCAGUAAAGAGUCUGGGUUUAUAGUGGUAAAAAAAUUUGAGGAGUCUGAAGCUGGUGAAGAUUCGGUUAAUGAAGCAGCUGCUAAAGAGUGGGAGGUAGUGUCAGUGGCUGAGUAUCACCGCAGGAUCGAUGCUCUAAAUAGUGAAGAACUACGCACACUCUGCAGACGUCUCAAGAUAACAACAAGGGAAGAUAUCAAUUCAAAGCAGGGAACAACCAUCAAGACCGAACUGGAGCCGGAAGUGUUUCGGCCAAAUCUUAGUGACCCCAGUGAAUUGCUGCAACUGGAACAAAUUGAAAAGCUUACAAAGCAUCUUCCUCCUCGAACUAUCGGGUAUCCCUGGACCCUGGUCUACAGUACUGCAAAGCAUGGCAUGAGUUUGAAAACACUAUACAGAACCAUGAUGGGGCUGGACACCCCAGUUCUAAUGGUUAUCAAAGACAGUGAUGGGCAGAUUUUUGGUGCUCUGGCUUCUGAGCCCUUUAAAGUUAGUGAUGGCUUUUAUGGCACUGGAGAAACCUUCCUUUUUACCUUCUGUCCAGAUUUUAAGAUAUUCAAGUGGACUGGAGACAAUAUGUUCUUCAUUAAAGGAGACAUGGAUGCCCUAGCUUUUGGUGGUGGAGGGGGUGAAUUUGCACUCUGGCUUGAUGGAGAUCUCUACCAUGGAAGAAGUCAUUCUUGUAAAACCUUUGGGAAUCACACUCUUUCUAAGAAAGAAGACUUCAUUAUACAAGAUAUUGAAAUUUGGGGCUUUGAGUAGAUAUAAACUGCUUCUACAAAAGGUUGUCCCAAACCUGUCAUGGAUCAAUGCAGCUCAAAAAGCCCUUAAAGCAAUAUAAUGCAGCAUUUUUGUUUGCGAUGCCUUUCAAAAUUCUCUGCAUGGCCAUCCAAAUACUUUUCUAGAUAAGUAGUGCGUUGGGGUGGAGAUGUCUCCUGUGAUCUGGAUUCUUUUUCAUCAGCCUCUUGUAUUUUGUAAGCUUAUAAAUCAUCUUUAUACUUUAUUUGAGGAUGCAGCUCACAGUUGUCACGUGGGUUCCUGUCUGUCUUGUUUUUUCCUACUCCUCCCAGACCCUUAUUCCUGCAGGGCUGAUUUACUGAGACUGCUGCUCUAGUGUUAAAAUUAUUCAAAUCCUAAUGGAGUAUGAUCCUAUUGGCCUAAAUAAGAGAAGAAUGAAGAGUUUGAAUUCAUCAGCAAUGAUCUGUCUGGGCCAUUGGUAGAAACAAUUAAAAUGAUGCCACUUAAUAGAAUGAAGGUGUUCCUCUGUGCUUAGUGGCACCACUUCUUCUGUUUAUGCCUAGAGAGUUCCUUUCAGUUGCAUUUUAUACUCAAAAUGUAGCUACCCCCCCCCCCAAUGAUUGUAAUGAAGUAUUUUGCACAUGCUGUUAAUGAUCUGCAGGCUUGGGACAAAUGUUGGGCACACCUUGAGCUACAUGGUCAAAAUGAUACGAUAGUGAAGGAAUGUGACAGCUCCAUUGCAUUAAUUGGACAAAACAAAACUCAGUGGAUGAACUGGAGCUAUAGCAGGACAUUACAUGUACUAAGACUAUGAAACAUGCAUUUUUUUCCAAUCAGCGUAAAGUGUCAGAUAUAUCUAUAUAUCUCUAUAUAGGCUGUUUUAUAGUUCUUCUGUUGUAGCCUUGUACAUCAUCUCUGAAAAUUACUCCUGUCCAAAAAAGAAAAAAACGAGGUGUGGUGUUCUUUUUUCCUUUUUUUUCCUUUUGAGUGGAUCUAUGUUGUAAGCUGCGGUUAGCACCAGCUCUGAUACAAUGGGGUUAUGUACUCUAGGUAGACAUCGUAAUUUAGUAGACUUGUAAUAUGCAAACUUACUGUUCUGUGACCUCAAGAAAAAAAAAAGACAGGCUAUAAUACAGUAUAUCAGUAGCUCUUGUCCACUUUUGUAGGAAAACUGAGAAGCCACUGUGGCAAUAAUCACUCAACAACCAUUUGUUUUGAAGCUUAAUUCUAUGUUUAUGCAAAAGCAAAACAAACAAAAUUUAAAAAUGCUGUUAAGUGUGACAGUGAAUGACUUUGUGCUGAAAUCUCAGCUGUUCCAGAUGAGCAUUGUAUAUAUUCUCUUGUAAAUUAAUGUUUAAAAGUAGUUUUUGUUAUUUUAGAAAGAAAAAAAGUGUUGAUUGACGGGUUGCUUCUAGCACUUUAAAUUAUUCUAGAAAUGGAAUAAAAAGCCAAAUGGUUUGGCUUAAAAAUAAAUAGCUAUAGCUGUACAGUAUGUUGCUAUAUCCAGUUCUUUCAGAAGUUUGACCACUUGUUGGAAGGACACUUACUGCUAUGGGAAAGGGGCAGAGAUCUAUAAUACGCUAAAGCUCAAUAUGGCUAAAAAUACAGGGCAUCCUUUUCAGUCUUGGUGUACAGCUCUUUACUCCUGUUAGAAUAGUAUAUGUAGAUUCAAUGUUUACAAACAAAAGGAGCUGUAAAUAAAUUAAAAUGGCUUUUUCUCCCCUUUGGUCUUCCACAGCAGUAUUAUUGUCUUUGUGGGUUUAAGACUAAUUAUAAACAAUCCUGUAAUGGAUUUUAAGUACUAUAAGGUCAUAGUGAUAUUAUAGAGCAAAUAAAAUCUAAAUACAUGUAACAUUAAACUUGAGUUGAGCUUUAUUUAGACACAAGAGUGUUUCCUGAAGGGCAAGUGUAUUUUCUCACUACUUCCUUGCCAGUGGUGCCAUUUAACCUAUGAUGUAGUAUUGGAUUUUAUUAAAUGGCAGGAACAUUUUCUUCAAUUUCUAAGAUAGCAGUUAAGGCCCUAUUAUCAGCUAGCAUAGGUAAUGUGUAAAACGCUAGAUUUGAUUCAAAACUGUACUUAGCCAUAGAGUCACCGGGCAGUCCUGAGGAAGGCUCAAAUGUUCAGCCACAUCUGUAAAAUCAAAGUAAUAGAUACAUGUACAGGCGCACGGGGGUGAGAGGAGUGGACAUUUGAUUCCCUCAUAAACUUUCUACUGUUGACUCCUCUCGUGUGCCUAAUACUGUAUGUAUAUAUUUUAAGACUGCAUAGCAGAUCCUGGUGAGUUGUCAUCUGUACCUAAGAUAACACAGUUUGGUUUCUUAUUUCCCUGCCCCCUCCCCUGUACAGUCUGCAGAAUUUAAUAUUUAAAUGACAUUGAUAUUGGGAAUUCAGAGCCAGGGUAGUUCGACCAUAACUGUGUAGAAUACUUCAAAUGAGGAGUUUGAUGUUUCCCAUUCUUGUUGCUGAGAUCUUCUGUUCACAACUAGAGGUGAAAUCAUCUCUUAAAACGUUAAGAGGUAAGCUAUUUUCAAAUUCCUUGAUAGUAAGGUUUAUUUGGAAAGGCAUUAUAAUACCAUCUUUUCUUACAAAUGAAAAGUUUGGUGAGGCCACAUAUAAACUAUUGUGUAUAAUUCUAGUCAAAAAGUAUAAUGUAGUGCUGCAACUGGGUGUGGGAAGGUGAUUGGCAGUAGUUUCAGGUCAAAAUAUUUAUAUUUUAGCUAUAUUUAUGGCUAAGUAGUUUCAGCACUUCUCACAAAACAUCAUUAAUGUGUAGAAUUUUCUAGUACAAGUUGUGAGGUUCACACAUGGCUUUCAAAGGAGAAUGGGUUUCAGGGAACAUCACCCUCUGUGUGCUAGGUAUGUGGCUCCUAAAACAGCCACUGGCGGCGGGGGGGGGGGGGGCGCGGUGUGCUGGGCAGGCAGUUUGAAGUACCUGCUCAGAUAUCUGACCUGAAGGUAGUGUCUUACUUUAUAAAGUAAAAUGUGAUCUGUUACUCUGUUCUUCUGAAAGUGACAUUCAGUUCUUGGGUCUUAAUUCUUCAGAAAGAGUUAAUAAAUAAUACAAGAAGCUUCUUAUCAAAGAAGAAUUGCCACAAAUUUGCAACCAACUCACGGAGACCCCAUCCACAAAGCUUUCAACGCAAGAGAUGAGGAGAGAUGGUCUGCCGUUGCCUUCCUCCACACAAAGAGAAUAGGAUUUUUUAGAUUACAAGUGUGGGGGGGCAGGGGGGGUUCACUGCCUAUUUCAGGUUAAUUUGCUGACAGGAUUAAAAGUAGGAAAUUCCUUGUAGCUUACUUGUACCAAAGAGGUUUACUUGUUCGAGACAAAAGUUUGGUUUUCUUCCAGCCUAUCAUGUAAACUUAGCAUUAUUUUAAAUACUGAACUGAUGCAGCAACAAGAAGGAUAACACCUCUGUGACGAUACAAUAUUUCUAUAUCUUCUGUAAGAAGAUAGCUUUACUUUCAAAGUGAAAUAUUGCAUAUUACAGGAAAAAUCAUUAGUGCCCUUAGCUUAAACUAAGAGUAUUAUGUUUAUCCGAAGACUGUUUUAUAUAUUUUUCAAGCACUGGCAAACAGAUUCAUGAAUAUAUAAUUGGAAAUGUAAACAUAUAGCAACCCAGUUUCAGAACAGUUGAUUUGACAUAGAUCAUGUACAUAAUUGAUUUUGCAGUCUUGGCAUAAUGAUUGUUACUAAAUAUAACUUCUCAACAUUUAUAUAAAUACGCAGUUUAUGUAAGCAGUG
This is a messenger RNA of Eublepharis macularius, 6476 nucleotides long. RefSeq names its product oxidation resistance 1 (gene OXR1). The transcript has 15 exons. Bases 229 to 2757 code for a protein of 842 amino acids. Gene Ontology annotation, cellular component: nucleus. Gene Ontology annotation, biological process: response to oxidative stress. The record is from RefSeq and is a predicted model, not a curated record. Lineage: Eukaryota; Metazoa; Chordata; Lepidosauria; Squamata; Eublepharidae.